CACGGAAGUAGAUAUGACUAUCCAAUUAUUGUUUAUGUCUCUUUCUGGCCCGUGGAAAACAUCAUUUGACAAGCAAUAUGUAGUUGAGUAUCGCCUAUAUUCCAAAUACAGAGCGACCUUUGUUGUUUGAAAAAAAAACUGUGAUGUCGGCAAUCGUAAAAGUUGAAAUAAAACAAGAGGAGGAAUUAAAUGAAUGUAUUGAGGAGAAGGUUUUCCUUAACAAUGAGGUCUCUGAAACAAUAAAACUGGAACUUGAGGGGGCGCAUUCUUCUAAUGCGACACGUAAUUGGAAAGAAGAAGGUAAAGUGCUGCAAGAAAAUGAAUUUGUCGGUGAUAUGUACAAAUGUUCAACAGGUGAUUCCACAACUAAUAACAAACUCUGCUUUAAAAGACGUCUAAUACCGAAAACGAACAAGGAUUUAAAAUGUGCUCAGUGUGAUUACGUAACCCAUAGUAAAUCCCACUUGACAGAUCAUCUCCUGACACACAAGAUUCUCAAGGAUUUAAAAUGCCAUCAGUGUGACUACGCAACCAAUAAUAAAUACUACUUAAAGAGGCAUUUGUUAACUCAUAAGGCUGCCAAGGAUUUAAAAUGUGAUCAGUGCGAUUACGCGACCAAUAAUAAGUCCCACUUUAGACAGCAUCUCGUGACCCACAAAAUUUUCAAAGAUUUAAACUGUGCAGAGUGUGAUUACGCAACCAACAAUAAAUCCCACCUUAGGGAUCAUCUCCAGACACAUAAGGCUUUCAAGGAUUUAAAAUGUACACAGUGUGAUUAUACAACCAACGGUAAACGCAAUUUGAGAACUCAUCUGUUAACGCACGAGUUUUCUAACCAAUUGAAAUGUGUCCAGUGCGAUUUUACAUCCACGUACAAAUGCAGUUUGAAAAAACAUCUGUUGUCACACAAUCCUACAAAGUUUUUCAGAUGUGUACAAUGUGAUUUUGCAACAAACUCUAGAUCUACCUUUAACAAACAUCAGUUAACACACAGCACUGUGAAGGAUUUAAAAUGCAAUAAUUGCGAUUACGUAACUAAUAAUAAAUACUACUUGAGAAGGCAUUUGGUAACACAUACGGCAGCUAAAGAUUUAAAAUGUGCUGAGUGUGAUUACGCAACGAAUAACAAAGCCCACUUUAAAGAUCAUCUCCUGACACAUAAGAUGUUCAAAGAUUUAAAAUGCAAUGAGUGUGAUUACGCAACCAAUAAUAAAUACUACUUAAGAAGUCAUUUGUUAACGCAUAAGGCUGCUAAGGAAUUAAAAUGUGCUCAGUGUGAUUACGCCACUAAUAAUAAAUCCCACUUUAGACAGCAUCUCCUGACACAUAAGAUUUACAAGGAAUUAAAGUGUGCCCAUUGUGACUACGCAACCAAUUAUAAACCCCACUUUAGAUAUCAUCUGCAGACACACAAGAUUUUCAAGGACUUGAAAUGCGCCCAGUGUGAUUACGCAACGAAUAAUAAAUCCCACUUUAGAGAUCAUCUCGUGACCCACAAGAUUUUCAAGGAUUUUAAAUGUGCCCACUGUGAUUACGCAACCAACCGUAAGAGCACUUUGAAAACCCAUCUGUUAAAACACGAGUCUUCCAACCAGUUUAAGUGCGUCCAGUGUGAUUUUGCCUCCACUUAUAAAUCCAGUUUGAAAAAUCAUCUCUUUUCGCAUAUUCCUGUAAAGUAUUUAAAAUGUGCACAAUGCGAUUACGCCACUAAUUCUAGGCCCAUCUUUAAAAAACAUCUGUUAACACACAGCGCUGUGAAGAAUCUAAAAUGCUAUCAUUGCGAUUACUUAACUAAUAAUAAGUACUACUUAAGAAGACAUUUGUUAACACAUAAGGUUGCCAAGGAUUUAAAAUGUGCUCAGUGUGAUUACGCUACGAAUAAUAAAUCUCACUUUAGAGAUCAUCUACUAACACACAAGAGUUUCAAGGAUCUAAAGUGUACACAGUGUGAUUAUGCAACCAACUAUAAACGCAACUUGAGAACUCAUCUUUUAAAACACGAGUCUUCCAAGAAUUUUAAAUGUGUCCAGUGCGAUUUUGCAUCCACUUAUAAAUCCAGCUUGAAACGACAUCUGAAAAUGUGUCCAGUGUAAUUACAAAACAAAUAAUUUUUUUGUAGAUGUGUUAACAUUUCAUUUGACAUAUUAUUUUUUUCUAGUAUAGACAGACGUUAUUGAAUUAAAAAAAAAACCUUUCUUCCCGGCACACUAAUAUAUUUAUAAAAGGUGGACAAGAAUGAAGUAAACA
Messenger RNA from Photinus pyralis (common eastern firefly), 2247 nucleotides. RefSeq names its product zinc finger protein 99-like. The record is from RefSeq and is a predicted model, not a curated record. The coding region runs from base 144 to 2093 and encodes 649 amino acids. Gene Ontology annotation, biological process: regulation of transcription by RNA polymerase II. NCBI's taxonomy places the organism in Eukaryota, Metazoa, Arthropoda, Insecta, Coleoptera, Lampyridae. Gene Ontology annotation, molecular function: DNA-binding transcription factor activity, RNA polymerase II-specific; RNA polymerase II transcription regulatory region sequence-specific DNA binding. Gene Ontology annotation, cellular component: nucleus. The transcript has 2 exons.